Danaus plexippus (monarch butterfly) is the source of this 4494-nucleotide messenger RNA. Its product is annotated as P protein-like. Gene Ontology annotation, biological process: transmembrane transport. Gene Ontology annotation, cellular component: membrane. The transcript is spliced from 17 exons. NCBI's taxonomy places the organism in Eukaryota, Metazoa, Arthropoda, Insecta, Lepidoptera, Nymphalidae. Bases 466 to 2814 code for a protein of 782 amino acids. The record is from RefSeq and is a predicted model, not a curated record.
UGUUCUGUAUGACAGAUUAUGACAAAUGUGUAAUGACAAUUUGAUUAUCCCAUCAAAAUAAGUACGCUUGUACGGAUAAAGGCCAUAUAAAAAAAAAAAUAAGUACGUAAUUGAUUUCUUAAAAUGUCCAUAAUGGUGAUCGACCCACUAUAAAAAUGUAUUUGAUAAAUCAUCUAAAUGGUUAAUACUUAGAAAUAUCUCUUACAGAAAUUUAGAAGACUAGUAGGUUCUUGUCUCAGAAAGACUCCCAUUAUAUAAUAUUAUUUCUAUUUGUAUAUACACAUAUAUAUCAGUAAUGUACUUGAGUGAAAUAUUAGUACGGAGGAUAAUUCUUUGCAAACUUUGAUAUAUACUUAAUUAUGUUUCUUUAAUAUUUCGAAUAUAUUGUUGUGUUGUGUAUUUGUAUUGCUUAUAUUAAUCUGUUUGCUUCGAUUUGGUUUUGAAAGUUGGAAAUGUUUGACUAAGAUGGAAAAAAUUCUGAGAGCUUUUAAUGGAAAAAGGAAGGAUUUAAACAAAAACCAAGCUUUAAACUGGAGUACAUAUUCCCUGGUGUCAUGUCCGGAGUUGACACCAGAUACUCUUCAGUCCUGGCUGGCGUUGCCGGAUGAGGUGAAAAACGACCCAUCUUUAGAGCAAAUCCGAAGGAAAGUUGAGGAGAUUGAUGCUUCGGAUGAAAACCAGGAGCUUCUGAGGACAAAACCUCAGCAUCAUGACGCGUCGGUGCAUAUUAUUCAUGAAGAUGGAGGUAAUGAGGAAGAAAUGGAUGAUUCAGUUUCGAAAAACAAUUAUAAAGAAAACACAAACGAGAGAGAAAAUAAAACGAGCACGCCGAGGAUCAAAAAAGCUAAAUAUUACAUAAAAAUGACAAUGUUAAUAGGAUGCUGGGUAUUCUUUACGGUCAUAUUUCUAACGUAUAAUGAAAAUCUUGAAGUAUUUAGGAAUACAGCGAUCGUUGGAGGGGAUGAUAAACAUUAUCCUUUAGAAGUUUCCGGUGACAGAAUACAAGUACAAUUAUCUGGUCCAUUCUACUCCGAACAGGAAGAGAGGAUAUAUGGUUCCAACCUGACGUCAUUCCUUAUGAUCUGGAUAGUAUGCUAUGAAGGUGGAUUAACUGAGGAAUCCAAACCAUGGCGGAUUGUUUUGGAAAACGAUACGGAUUUAAACAAAGGCGAGCUCAGAUCCAGAGUAUUUGAUGUGAAGUCCAACUGUUCUAUCCGUAUGCGGACCGAUGCAAAUCUAUUGCCUUUCAAACUGUCGUAUAAAGAGAGUACAUUGGAUAGUACUGCGAUAGUAUAUGCCUUUGUAUUGCUAUGUGGUCUAUAUAUUCUGAUAAUUUUUGAGGUUAUCAAUAGAACAGUGGCAGCUAUAAUUAUAUCAACCAGCUCGUUGGCGACCCUCGCGUUAGUCGGUGAACGCCCCUCCCUUCCGGAGCUGAUCUCGUGGCUGGAUGUGGAAACGCUCUUAUUGCUCUUCAGCAUGAUGAUCCUCGUCGCUAUCGUCGCGGAAACCGGCCUAUUCGAUUAUUUGGCGGUUUUUAUUUUUGAGAUGACGAAGGGCAAACUGUGGCCCUUGAUCUAUCUUCUUUGCAUCAUCACAGCUGUCUUCUCCACCUUUUUGGACAACGUCACAACGAUUCUACUGAUUUCUCCAGUCACAAUCAGAAUAUGUGAAGUUAUGGAUCUAGAUCCGGUUCCUAUCUUGAUGCUGAUGGCAAUAUAUAGUAACAUUGGUGGCACUGCGACUCCUGUUGGUGAUCCACCCAAUGUUAUUGUGGCAUCUAAUAAAGCUGUCGUACAGGCGGGCAUAAAUUUCACUAAUUUCACAGCACAUAUGUCACUGGGUAUCCUAAUGGUUUUCAUACAGACGUCACUACAGGUGAAAUUUAUGUUCAGGGACACGAAUAGGCUUAGGAUAAGAAUGCCUAAGGAAAUACGAGAUCUUCGUCGUCUAAUUUCGAUUUGGCGCCGCGCGGCCGAUUCCUUGCCACAUUCGAGCGACGGGGUUAACGCGGUACGAGAGAGACUCGAGAGGAAAAUAAAGAAAUUGACGCAGAAUUUAAACAGAUUUAUGAAAGAGAGCAGCAAACGUGCGUGCUCUAAAGAAACUUUCGUGACCACGUUAGAAGAAUUAAAAGCUAAGUAUAAAAUACGUGACAGAAAUCUUUUAAUGAAAUCGUCCGUGGCAAUAGCUUUCGUAGUGAUUGUGUUUUUCAUGCACUCCAUACCAGAACUCAAUCGCGUGUCUUUGGGUAUGACCGCUCUGCUAGGAGCCAUUUUGCUGCUAACUCUGGCUGAUAGAUCUGAUCUAGAGCCAAUACUUCACAGAGUAGAGUGGUCUACAUUAUUGUUUUUUGCAGCACUUUUUGUUCUUAUGGAGGCCCUAUCAAAACUUGGUCUUAUCUCAUUCAUCGGAGGACUGUUGGAGCAACUCAUCUUCAAAGUGGAUGAAAACUACAGAAUGGGUGUAUCUUUAAUGCUUAUAUUGUGGGCUUCCGGAGCUAUAUCAGCUUUCGUGGACAACAUUCCUCUAACAACGAUGAUGAUACGAGUUGUUGUGGCCAUUGGAAACAACCCUGCCUUGAAUCUUCCCAUGGGACCGCUUAUUUGGGCAUUACUCUUUGGAGCCUGUCUCGGUGGUAACGGCACGUUGAUUGGUGCUAGCGCCAACGUCGUGUGCGCGGGCGUCGCUGAACAGCACGGCUAUCGGUUCACCUUCAUGCAGUUCUUCAAAAUAGGUUUCCCCAUCAUGAUAGGACAUCUGUGUGUAUCUUCUGUCUACCUUCUGAUAUGUCACUGUGUUUUUGAAUGGCAUUGAUCUGAUAUUUUAUUGUUUUACAAAUGUAAUUAUAUUUUUUUGAUACAAGUUAAUUUUUAUGGCGUUAUUCGUGUUGUUAAAUGGGGAGAAUAAGAUAGAGAAUGAGAGAGAAAAGAAGAUAAGAGAUGAAAAUUAGAUAGAGAAAAAGUUUAUUUAAGGCUAAUGUCAGCAGUUAUGUACAUAAAAAGGAUCUUAUCUAAACUCCUAUGCUAUGCUAUCAUCUCUUAUUUUUCAUCUCACGUCUUUUCUGCCCAACACAUUGUUUGUAUUUUUUACUUGCCUUAUUCCUGUUUUGCGAUAUUUAGGCAAUUCUUUGGUUAAAGGAAAUAAUUUUUUUAAUAAUUUUGGUUCCAAGCCUAUUCAAUGCUCGGCGGAGACCCGAGUUUAUCUUCAUCCAAUUGAUAUUGAUUUUUGUUUUUCUCACUGAAUUUAAAAUAUCUGUCUGUGAGUGAAGCUUUGUGAGUAGGCCGUUAACUUCGAUGUUGGCUUGAAAGUUUACCAAAUUUCCAACCAUGUUAAACUGUUUAAUCCACUCGGUUAAUGGAAACUCAUCACUUCAAAUUCCAGCUUGUAGAAAAGUGCUUGCAUAGUUGUCAUAUUUAUAGGGAUAUGACAACUAUGCAAGCACUCUUAGCACAAAUAAGUUACGAAGCGCAAUGUGUUGAUAGCAAUACAUUUCGCUUCCCAACUUAUUUCUCCAUGGUUGAUAUGAUGAUAUAGCGUGAAUUGAAAAUAAGUUUCCUCCAUAUAGUAAGAUUCUGUACAUAUUUUUUAGAUACUGAUGGAUAUUUGUGAUUUUUUUUUUUUAAUAAGUUUUCGAAAAUUAUGUCUUAUCUGUUUCUAUUACGUCAGCAAAAUAUUUUUUGUUUGAAUAAAGAAUGGAUUUAGAAUAGCUGUUUUAUGGUAUGAUUGCUGGCGUGUAACUUGGCAAAGACAUAUAGUUAGGUCAUAUAUAAUGUUAGCUUCCGAGUACUUUGUGAGCAAUUAAAUUUGACCCAUUGUUUUUGCUACUGCUACGUGGUUUAGUUAUUGAUAAACAUCAAGUCACCACUUUUGUUCCGCAAAGUGUGAAUGGGCAAACUUAUCCCCACUACGCAUAAAUAUGGACAAAAUACAAGCCGACAACUAUAUAUAAUUUUAGUUACAGCGACAAUUCAGAAUCCCCCCGGGAAUAAUUAUUUCCCAUUUCUCGUGUUCAAUUUUCAUAUUUUUUUUUAUUUUCGUGUUUUUCAUUGCAUAUCUCAUGUAAGCACAACACAUUAAUGUUUUAAGGGUCAUAAUACAUAAUAUAGUAAUAAUAUUUGUCAUAUAGUAAUAUUAUUUGUUAAUUUCUGUGGUAAGCGAGAACAAAAUUAAUGAUAUGAUCUUAUUUUUUUGCUAAAUGUAUUCAUCUCUCUCUUUCUCCCUCUCUCUCGCUCUCAUGAAACGCCCCUUAGCCAAAUCUUGGACUACCCGCAUCAAAUGUACUAGCUGGAUAUGUUACCAAUUUUUCUGCCCAAUAUUAUUAGAUGCGUCCAAUUUGUGUUUUUCAGAGCUCUCAGAGUUUCAUAUAUUUAUAGGAAUAAUUUAAUUAUUUUUUAUAAAUAAUAUUUUUUUUAAUUCCUUAUUAUACCAGAAUCAUAAUUUAAGUUGAUUAAGUCAAUUUUAUAUAUAACUAAUACAAUAAAACAUAGACAGCUU